AUGUUCGUGCACGGCAUUAAACCCGGUUCCAGUGAAGAGGAAGAGGAGGAGGAUGUCAUGGACAUUCUUCAGAAAAGGCGAGAAGAAUGCGAGCGCAAAGCAAGGAGAGGGGAGAUGGACCCCCGUCUGGAGUUCACCUUCCAGCUCCUUAUCGAUGGGACUGGUUUGCCCAGACAUGCUAUUAUGGACCAUGUCUUCGAGGGCAAUAUGUUGGAUGACAUCAAUCAACUCUUUCUUCCGCAUAUGAGAAAUAAGUUACUAUGGUACUAUCAAGACGUUGAAGAAAUAGAAGCCCGGCCCGUACCCGAAGGCACGAAGCAGCGGCAACAAGGGCAAGGGAAACAACCGCCACCGCAAGUCACGCUUAAGAAAAAAUUGUUUUUGUCUGAUGGAUGGGAUGUAAAGUUUACUGGAGUAUGUAUUUACAUGUUCAGGAUAAAUGUCAGUAAGCAGUUGCCUGAAGAAGGCUUUCAUAAAGACUUAUUCUGCGGUAUCCUAAACGCUGAAAAAGUGGGGCUGGUGACAGCGAUCGAGCGGGUGAUGGAACACGUCUACAUGAACGCCUUAGCUCACCCCAGCACUGAUGUGUGUGAAGAUGUCUGUAACCAAGUGAACCUCUUCGAUGACGGACAAGCCUUGAUGGCGAAGCUACAAGAUCACACAGAAUUAAAGGAAAUGAUAAAAAAUCCCACCACAGUUACAACAUUAGAAGAUCGGGUAAACGAGUGGAUAAAAAAAAUUAUGGAGAUUUUGAGUGAAAGUGAACAACUAAGACGCGAAGUAGACUCAAGUGGACCUCAAGACGAACUUGAAUAUUGGAAGAAAAGAGGCGCUCAAUUCUCGCAACUCGUGUCUUAUCUGCAGGAUCAAGAAGUGCAACUCACAUUGACAUGUCUUCAACUGGCGAAUUCAAAAGUAAUAAAGACCUGGCGCGACACUGACCAUAAAAUUACAUUUUGUUACAACGAAGCUAAGGACAAUGCAAAAUUCGUGCAAGCCAUGGAGAAAUGUUGUCACUCGCUGUAUCUGGAUGAUCCUGUAAAAAUCAAAGACUCUAUAUUAAGUUUGUUGCAAACUGUAAGACUUAUUCACAGCGUUUCGCAGUUUUAUAACACUUCAGAAAGAAUAUCUUCGCUCAUGGUUAAGAUAACGAAUCAAAUGAUCGAAACGUGCAAGCAGUACAUAACAUGUCGCUUCAAAGAAACAAUUUGGUCCCAAGAGCGAGAUUUGGUUCGAGACAAGUUAACGCACUGCAUCAAUCUGAACAAAACAUACAGAGAUACUUACAUUUUCGUCAAAAACCAACCCUUUCUGCCGAACACCGAACAGUUCAGUUUCUCAGAAAAUUAUGUGUUUGGGAAAUUUGAUACCUUUUGCAAACGUCUCAAUAAAAUUAUAACUAUGUUCGAUUUAAUGGAUGAUUAUAAUCAUCUCUUUGAAAAGCGAAUGGAAGGACUGCUACUUGGAGAAGAUUUGGAAGACGCAAUGCACGCUUUCGAAGAAGCAAAGAAAGCAGUGACCACUUGUCAAUAUGAUUAUCUCGAUUAUCGUAACAAUGACUUCGACAAAGAUUACCGAGCGUUUCAGGACAAAACCAAUGCCCUCCGUGAAUCUAUCGGAAACACGAUUGAACUAAACUUCGCUAGUGUUUGGGAAACACCUCAAGGCAUCAAAUUUUUAACAAGGUUUGAAAAGGUCAGCCAGAAGAUUCAAAUUACUAAACUUAGUGAGAAGUAUGAUCGAGUUUUGAAAUAUAGCGAGAAAGAAGUUGACAAAAUAAUGAAAAUGUUCAAAAGACAAAAAGAUGACCCGCCACUACCACGGAAUUAUUCACCUGUAGCUGGUCGCAUAAAAUGGGCCCGAUGUCUGAUGUUCAACAUGACGGAGACGGUGGAGAGCGUGUGCGCGCACCCGGUGCUACGCGCGCUGCCGGCGGCCGCAGACAUGCUACGGAAGUACCAGGCUACGAAAACUUUAAUACACAACUACGAGGGCAACAUGAGCGCGGUGUGGAUGAAUCAAAAUCUGUGGGAUGUGGACGACAGCUUGAACAAUACUUUGUUAAAAAUCGACGACUCGGGUCUGAUAAGCGUGAACUUGGAUCACACCAUCAGAUUGUUGAUACGUGAAUCCGACUGCCUCGUCAAGAUGGGCGUCGACUUGCCGAUUGUCUGCCAUUCUUUGUACGCUAAGAAACAUUAUUUCACACUAGUUAAUGAUUCGCUGCAGUUCCUGCUAGAAGACUACUUACGCAGUGUCCGCCAAGUAAAAUUAGAAGUUCGUCCGCUCCUGUUACCGCAAGUUGUUCGUCUCUCGUCUCUUCUCCUGCCCGGCUUGAAGUCAGUCACCUGGACUAGUGAGGACUGGAAAGUGUUCAUAGAUAAAGCGAACGCAGCUAUCAACAGCUUUGAUGUCCUGGUAACCAGGGUACAUGAUAUAUACUCGAACAGGAUUAUUUACGUCCUGUCCGGGAUGCAAGAGGUCACGCUGAUUAAUUUGCCUGAAGAAACUCCGUGGGCAGUUGAGGAAUUUAUUGAAUACGUUGAAACUAACUGCAGAAAUGCGUGUGUCGAGUUGAACCGUAAAAGUCUAAUGGUAGAAGAAGCUGUGGAGGAAGUACUGGAUCUUGUUAAAAAAGCGGCGCAUCAAAUCAAACCAGCCGAAAUUAACCCAGACUUCGAAUUUCUUAUUGCUGAAGACGAGCAGCACACGGGCAGCGGUACGGCGUCCACCCUUGAGAGCACGAGCAGCGGUCAGCAGGACUGGUCGGCGGUCUGGGAGUGCUUCGAGAGCCCUCACCGCCUGCUGUCCAUACCUGCUGGCGGGCUGUCUAAGAGCAUGCAGGAGAUGGUAAAGAAUGCUGUCAUUGAAAUGCGUCGUUACUACAGCCGCAAAGUUGUUGACGUGCUCAUCAAAGUUACAAGACGGGCUUUGGACCUCAUUAUCAAACAAUUUUCACAAGACAAUGAAACUGCUGGAUACCAUAAAAAGCCGAUGUUUUUGCUAAAUGCUGCUUUGGUAAUACCAAAUGUUCUCGUCAAACCUACAUUAGAAGAAAUACAAGAAGUGCUCGUGCUGGCUGGAAAACACAUUUCAGGCCUGUCAAAAGGCGUAGCCCAGUGGACAGGAGGGAAGUCUUCCAGGGUCAGCUGGAAGAAACUGACAGGCCACCAGUCAAACCAACUCUUCCAAGUAGUCACAAAACUUGACGAACAGGUUCAAACUGUGGCGCCAGUGAACAUGGCCAAAUCCAUGAAAAUGAUAGAAGCAGCGAAAAUGAGAAAAAAGAAAUAUUACAGAUUGGAAUCGGAAGAGAAACCUGUUUUCCCAUUCCAACAGAAAAGUUUUUACAGUCACGUUAUGGAAAAUAAAGAGAUUAUAAAGACAUUGACUCUUUUGUCGAUGUGUACUCAAAAUAUUAAAACGGAACUGAAUACACUAGUAAAACGCUGGCGACCAUACCAUUACUUGUGGAAAUGUGAAAAGACCUUAAGACAACUUUUAACUUGGAAUUUGAACGAUUUUGAGCUUGCUUUGAAGAGGCACAGUGAGCUUGAACUUAAAUUGACGACUGAACCUGAUGUUCUAAUCAUUGGAAAUUGUCUUGCAGUUUCUACGGAAAAGCUUAAACUAGGACUUAUAACUGAAUUAAAGAAUGGCACGCAUAGAAUAAGUCAAGCAAUGCGUAAAAAAUACAAGCGAGAGAUGGAUUAUGUUUACGCUAUUAUGAACGAUUUAGAACGUAAAUUGGAAAGGCCGAUACGAGAUUUGGAUGAUGUAAGAACAGUCAUGGAAACAUUAAAGAAGAUAAGGGAACAAGAAGUGGAUAUGGAAUUGAAAAUAGACCCAGUCGAGGAAGCAUUUAAUGUAAUAACAAGAUAUGAGCUGCCAGUGAGCAAAGAGGAUAUGGAACAAGUCGAUAACUUAAGGUAUAGCUGGCAACAGCUGCAAGCCACUGCUCUAGCGUCUCAUGUUCAACUUCUCAAGAUGCAGCCGCAAUUCGAAGAAGACUUGAAGAAUAAUUUGGAUAAAUUCCGAGAUGACAAUGCUGAUUAUUGUCAUGAAUACCGACAUGCAGGUCCGAUGCAAUCGGGACUUAGUCCCAGGGAAGCAUCCGAUCGAUUAAUAUUAUUCCAGAAUAGAUUUGAUGGAAUGUGGCGCAAAUUACAAACAUAUCAAAAUGGUGAGGAGCUAUUUGGCCUUCCUCAUACUGAAUAUCCGGAGCUGGCUCAAAUUAGGAAGGAACUAAAUCUUCUUCAAAAACUAUAUAAGCUUUAUAAUGAUGUGAUUGAUAGAGUAAGCAGUUACUAUGACAUACCGUGGGGAGAAGUCAAUAUUGAGGAAAUAAACAAUGAACUGAUGGAGUUCCAGAAUAGAUGUAGAAAGCUUCCUAAGGGCCUUAAAGAAUGGCCUGCCUUCUACGCACUCAAAAAGACCAUUGACGACUUCAACGACAUGUGUCCUCUACUUGAGCUCAUGGCCAACAAGGCAAUGAAACCCCGUCAUUGGCAACGAAUUAUGGAAGUCACAAAGUAUAUAUUUGAAUUAGACAAUGAGGACUUUUGUUUAAAGAAUAUUCUUGAAGCUCCACUCCUGCAAAACAAAGAAGACAUUGAGGACAUUUGUAUCUCAGCAAUGAAAGAAAAGGAUAUAGAGGCGAAACUUCGCCAAGUGACUAACGAAUGGUCUGUACAUGAACUGACCUUCCAAACCUUCAAUAACAGAGGCGAAUUACUAUUGAGGGGUGAUACAACUGCUGAAACUAUUGGACAGCUUGAGGACAGUCUUAUGAUAUUAGGAUCCUUAUUAUCAAAUCGAUAUAAUGCACCAUUCAGAAAACAGAUCCAACAAUGGUUAUACGAUCUACAAAGCACCAACGAAAUUCUAGAAAGAUGGCUUCUAGUACAAAAUAUGUGGGUUUAUUUAGAAGCUGUAUUCGUUGGAGGUGAUAUCGCCAAACAGUUGCCUAAAGAAGCCAAACGUUUCUCAAAGAUUGAUAAAUCUUGGCAAAAGAUCAUGCAGAGAGCACACGAGACUCCUGGGGUCGUGUCUUGUUGCGUUGGAGAUGAUCUAUUGAAACAAUUGUUACCACAUCUACAAGAACAACUAGAACUUUGCCAGAAAAGUUUGAGUGGAUAUUUAGAGAAGAAAAGGACAAUGUUCCCGCGCUUCUUCUUUGUCUCAGAUCCAGCAUUGCUUGAAAUUCUCGGCCAAGCUUCUGACUCUCAUACGAUUCAAAACCAUCUGCUGUCUAUAUUUGAUAACAUACGAUAUGUUAAGUUCCAUGAUAUAGAGUACAACAAAAUGGUAUCAAUAGUAUCUUCAGAGGGUGAGGAAAUAAAACUAGAGAGGCCGGUGCGGGCGGAGGGCUCUGUGGAAACCUGGCUGACUUCACUACUGCAAUCUGCCCAAAGCAGCCUACAUUCCAUUAUACGUAACGCUGUAUCAUUCAUUAAUGAUCCUACAUUUAACCUCCUGAUGUUUCUAGAUAAAAUGCCGGCACAGAUUGGCCUUCUUGGUAUUCAAAUCAUUUGGACAAGAGAUGCAGAACUUGCUUUGAUGCAAGCCCGACAAGACAAAAAGAUAAUGUUGGAAACUAAUAACAAAUUUUUGGAGUUACUCAACACUCUGAUUGAUCAAACUACUAGAGAUCUUACGAAGAUUGAGCGAAUUAAAUUUGAGACUCUUAUCACCAUUCAUGUACAUCAACGAGAUAUUUUCGACAUGCUGUGUCGUCUAAAUGUUCGUUCAGCGAAUGAUUUCGAAUGGUUGAAACAAUGCAGGUUUUAUUUCAAGGAAGAUGCAGAUAAAACUUGGAUAUCCGUAACUGAUGUUACGUUUACAUAUCAAAACGAAUACUUGGGUUGUACAGAACGCCUCGUAAUUACGCCUUUAACAGACAGAUGUUAUAUAACACUAGCUCAAGCAUUAGCCAUGAGUAUGGGAGGAGCUCCGUGCGGACCGGCGGGAACGGGUAAAACGGAAACUGUAAAGGACAUGGGAAAGACCCUUGCAAAAUACGUGGUGGUCUUCAAUUGUUCAGACCAAAUGGAUUAUAGAGGACUAGGUCGAAUCUACAAAGGUCUUGCACAGUCUGGCUCCUGGGGAUGUUUCGAUGAGUUCAAUCGUAUCGAGCUGCCCGUGCUGUCGGUAGCUGCACAACAAGUUGCUGUUGUGUUGGCUGCUAAGAAGGAAAAGAAGAAGACGUUCCUAUUCACAGAUGGUGAUAUGUCGGAAAUGUGUCCUGAAUUUGGUAUAUUUAUUACUAUGAAUCCAGGAUAUGCUGGUCGUAAGGAAUUACCAGAAAACUUAAAAAUACAGUUUAGGACUGUUGCUAUGAUGGUGCCGGAUCGUCAAAUCAUUAUUCGCGUGAAACUCGCCUCUUGUGGUUUUUUAGAAAACAUUACUCUUGCUCGAAAGUUUUAUACGCUUUACAAACUCUGUGAGGAACAAUUGACUAAACAGGUUCACUACGACUUUGGGCUUAGAAAUAUUUUAUCCGUUCUAAGAACUCUUGGCGCUGUUAAACGAGUGAAUGCUAAAGACAACGAAAGUACUAUCGUUAUGAGGGUCUUAAGAGAUAUGAAUUUAUCAAAACUCAUCGAUGAAGAUGAGCCGCUUUUUAUUUCUCUAGUUGCGGAUUUGUUUCCUAACCAAGUUCUGGAGAAAACAACUUACCCUGGCUUGGAAGAAGCCAUUAGAAAACAGGUUGACGCAAGUGGUUUAGUUUAUCAUCCUCCUUGGGUUUUAAAAAUUAUACAAUUGUACGAAACUCAGAGAGUUCGACAUGGUAUAAUGAUAUUAGGGCCACCAGGAGCUGGAAAAACAACAUGCAUCCAUACAGUUAUGAGCGCUCUAUCAGACACAGAGGAUCCUCACAGAGAAAUGAGAAUGAAUCCAAAAGCAAUAACAGCAGCUCAAAUGUUCGGACGACUAGAUGUUGCUACAAAUGAUUGGACGGACGGUAUUUUCUCAGCUUUAUGGCGGAAGACGCUUAAAAUUAAAACCGGAGAACAUAUUUGGCUAGUUUUAGAUGGCCCAGUAGACAGCAUAUGGAUUGAAAAUUUAAAUUCAGUACUUGACGAUAAUAAAACUCUGACUCUCGCUAACGGUGACCGUUUAACUAUGUCCCCAACUUCCAAAAUAAUAUUUGAACCAGAAAACAUCGAUAAUGCAUCACCUGCUACUGUUUCUAGAAACGGAAUGGUAUACAUGAGUUCUUCGGGAUUAGAUUGGGAACCUGUUUUAAAUGCCUGGUUAAAAACACGAUCGGCAAGAGAAAUGGAGGUGUUUAGUUCACUUUUUGAACAAACCUUUCCAAAUACAUACACUUGGUGUACUCAGAAUCUCCUAUUUAGCAUGCGCGUUCUUCAAAGUAACAUUGUUUUUCAAAUGCUUAAUUUAUUGGAAGGUCUUGUACCUCCACAAAUAGUAGAAACAGAAGAUCCAUCUGCAAGCAAAUCAGUCAAUGGAGACAUGGAAGAUGACGAGGAGAAAGAAAAAACAGAAGAAGUCGUUCUUUACACGCCUGAACAUCUGCACAAAAUUUACGUUUUUUGUUUGGUUUGGGGUUUUGGCUCUCUUCUAGAAACAAAUGACCGAAAUAAGUAUGAUAAGUACAUCAAAACAACUUUCAAUGAAAUAUUGGACAUACCCAAACAUCCAAACAACAAGCCCAGUAUACUAUUCGACUUCUAUGUUAAGCAACAUGGAAAGUGGGAAUUAUGGGAAGACUUAAUGACAAAUUACCAAUACCCUGAUACAGCUACUCCCGAUUACGCGAACAUUCUUGUUCCGAUCGUAGAUAAUGUCAGAAUAAAUUACCUGAUACAUUGCAUAGCAAAACAAGGGAAAGCUGUACUACUUCUUGGAGAACAGGGCUCUGCAAAAACUGUAAUGAUGAAAGCCUAUAUGAAAAAUGCAAAUCCAGAACAGUUCAUGGGGCGCUCGUUCAAUUUUUCAUCAGCUACGAGUCCUUAUCAAUUUCAAAAAACUAUAGAAAGUUACGUAGAAAAACGGAGUGGAAUGACAUUUGGUCCUCCUGGGGGAAAACGAAUGCUUGUAUUCAUUGAUGAUAUUAACUUGCCUCAAAUCAAUGAAUGGGGAGAUCAAAUCACAAAUGAAAUAGUGCGACAAACCAUGAGCAUGGGAGGUUUCUAUAGCUUGGAGAAGCCCGGAGAUUUCACGACCAUUGUUGAUUUACAAUUUUUGGGAGCUAUGGGACAACCUGGUGGUGGUAGGAAUGAUAUACCAGCUAGACUAAAAAGACAAUUCUCAAUUUUCAACUGUCCCUUACCAAACAAUGACUCCAUUGAUAAAAUAUUUAAAGUGAUUGGAGAGGGACAUUAUAAUGCUAAACGUGGAUUUACAAUUGAAGUACGCUCACUCAUAAAGAAAAUAAUCCCUUUAACUCGAGAGCUGUGGGCUAGAACAAGAGUUAAUCUACUUCCUACGCCUGCUAAAUUUCACUAUGUAUUUUCUAUACGAGACCUAUCGCGAGUAUGGCAGGGUAUGGUGGGUACACUUUAAUACAUUUUAUUUUAUUUUAGAGAUGCUCCAGAGCCGACUGGAGAGGAAGGUGAGGAUGCUGACAUGGAAUUGCCAAAAGUGUAUGAACCAGUUUUUGACUACAGUGAAUUAAGAGAUCGUUUAGAAAUGUUUUUGUCACAAUUCAAUGAAAUGGUUAGAGGAUCGGGAAUGGAUCUUGUGUUUUUCCCAGACGCCAUGCUACAUUUAGUAAAAAUAUCACGUGUUAUAAGACAUCCUCGUGGAAAUGUAAUGCUUGUAGGUGUUGGUGGUUCAGGAAAACAAUCUUUAACAAAAUUAUCUACAUUCAUCGCUGGAUAUCGUUCUUUCCAAAUUGCGUUAACGCGAUCGUAUAAUGUUGGUAAUUUCUUAGAAGACUUAAAACUCUUAUACCGAUCUUGUGGGGUACAAGGUAAAGGCACUACAUUCAUCUUUACUGAUUUGGACAUAAAGGAAGAAGGAUUUUUAGAAUAUUUAAAUAAUAUACUGUCUUCUGGAGUUAUAUCAAACUUAUUCACUAAAGAUGAACAACAGGAAAUCAUAUCUGAAUUAACACCAAUUAUGAAAAGAGAAAACCAGAAGCGAUCUUUGACUAAUGAAUUGGUUAUGGAAUAUUUUCUUAAUAGGACAUGCCAAAAUUUGCAUGUCGUAUUAUGUUUUUCUCCUGUUAGUGAAGCCUUCCGUUAUAGAGCUUUAAGAUUCCCGGCAUUAAUAUCAGGUUGCACGAUAGACUGGUUUCAACCAUGGCCAAAAGAUGCUCUAGUUUCAGUAGCUGAUCAUUUCUUAGCUGAAUUUGAGAUCGAAUGUACUAAAGAAGUAAAAAAAGAGUUAGUAACAGUUCUUGGUACAAUACAAGAUGUGGUCUCCCAAGUUUCCACAGAAUACUUCUCAAGGUUUCGACGUUCGUCACACGUUACGCCAAAGUCUUACCUUAGCUUCAUAGGAGGCUACAAAACAAUAUACCAAAUGAAACAAAAAGAAUUAGGCGACGGUGCACUUCGCAUGGAUACUGGUUUAGAAAAGUUACGUGAAGCGUCGAUAUCAGUAGAAGUCUUAAAAAAAGACUUAGCGGUAAUGGAACAAGAUUUAGCAUUAGCAUCUGAAAAAGCAGAUCGCGUACUUACUGAAGUGACUGAAAGAGCCAUGCAAGCUGAAAUAGUAAAGAAUCAAGUCCAAGUUGUGAAAGAAAAGGCUGAAGCUUUGGUUGCAUAUAUAGCGGAGGAAAAAGAAAAAGCUGAAAGAAAACUCGAAGCUGCGAAACCAGCUCUUGAAGAAGCAGAAGCUGCCCUCAAUACAAUAAAACCAGCACAUAUAGCUACAGUUAGAAAGCUGGGUAGACCUCCACACCUCAUUAUGAGGAUUAUGGAUUGCGUUUUAAUCUUAUUUCAAAGAAGACUCCAUCCAGUCAUUCCAGAUACGGCGGCACCAUGUCCAAAACCUUCUUGGGCUGAAUCGUUAAAGAUGAUGGCAAGUACUACAUUUUUGUUGCAAUUACAAAAUUACCCUAAGGAUAUUAUUAACAAUGAAAUGGUAGAGCACCUUGUACCUUAUUUUGAAAUGGAAGACUACAAUAUGGAUACAGCGAAGCGUGUUUGUGGUGACGUGGCGGGUCUGCUCUCAUGGACUAAAGCUAUGGCAUUCUUUCACAGUGUAAAUAAAGAAGUAUUACCGUUAAAAGCUAGCUUGAUGCUACAAGAAGCAAGGCUGAAGGUCGCUAUGGAAGAUUUAGCAUCUGCUGAAAGACAGCUGGAAGAACGUGAAAUGUCGUUAAGAAAAGUGAAGGAACAAUAUGAAUCUGCAGUCUCCGAGAAACAACAACUUACAGAUGCUGCAAAUGUUUGUUUAAGAAAAAUGACUGCGGCAACCCAGUUAAUCAAUGGAUUGGGCGGAGAAAAAAUAAGGUGGACUCAGCAGAGUAAAGAUUUUAAGCAACAAUUAGGGAGAUUAGUUGGAGAUGUUGUAUUAGCUACAGGAUUUUUAUCUUAUUGUGGGCCAUACAAUCAGGAAUUUAGAAACAAUCUGUUUAAUACGUGGAUGGGUAUUUUAAAGAGUAAACAAAUACCUGUCACAGAUAACUUAAAUAUAACGAACAUGUUAGUAGAAAGUGCAACUAUAUCUGAGUGGACACUUCAAGGCUUGCCCAAUGACGAAUUAUCCGUACAAAAUGCGCUAAUCGUUACCAAAUCUAGCUCCUAUCCACUUUUAGUAGAUCCACAAAGUCAAGGCAAAAAUUGGAUUAAAAAUAAAGAAAGUUCUAAUGAGCUUCAGAUAACUUCAUUAAAUCAUAAGUAUUUUCGUACCCAUCUUGAAGACAGUCUCUCGUUAGGCAGACCUCUUUUAAUUGAGGAUGUAGGAGUUGAAUUAGAUCCAGUUAUAGACAAUGUAUUAGAAAAGAAUUUUAUCAAAUCGGGAUCAAUCGAAAAAGUAAUAGUUGGUGAUAAAGAAUGCGAUGUAAUGCCUGGUUUUAUGCUUUAUAUUACUACAAAGUUACCAAACCCAGCUUAUUCCCCUGAGAUUAGCGCAAAAACCUCAAUAAUCGACUUCACAGUGACAAUGCAAGGGCUUGAAGAUCAAUUACUCGGUCGUGUUAUUUUAAUGGAAAAAUCGGACUUAGAAGAAGAACGUGUCGCUCUUUUUGAAUCUGUUAUGAAAAAUCAAAGGAGUAUGAAGGAACUAGAAAGCAAUUUACUUUGUCGUUUAACAUCUUCAGAAGGAUCGUUAGUUGAUGAUGAAGCUUUGAUACAAGUAUUACAAAUAACAAAAACGACUGCUGAAGAAGUCAAUGAAAAACUGAAGGUGGCUGAAGUUACAGAAAAAAAAAUCAUCAAAGCAAGAGAAGAAUUUAGAGCAGUCGCCGCUCGAGGCUCUAUCUUAUAUUUUUUGAUAGUUGAAAUGAGUAACGUUAAUAUCAUGUAUCAAAAUUCGUUAAAACAAUUUUUGACUAUUUUCGACAAUUCUAUAACAAAAUCGGCCAAAAGCAACAUUACUGAAGAACGUAUAAAUAUAAUUCUUAAAUACUUAACCCACGAAGUAUGGGCUUUUACACUCCGAAGUUUGUACGAAAGACAUAAAGCAUUAUUUACACUGAUGUUGGCUAUGAAAAUAGAUUGUCAUCGUGGCCUGAUAUCACACGACGAGUUCAUGGCAUUUGUUAAAGGAGGUGCAUCACUUGACUUAAAUGCGGUAACACCUAAACCAUUCAAAUGGAUUCUAGAUAUUACAUGGCUAAACUUGGUGGAAAUAAGUAAAUUGAAAACAUUUUCCGAUGUUCUUAGUAAAAUUUCAACAAAUGAAAAGGAAUGGCGAACAUGGUACGAAAAAGCUAAACCAGAAGAAGAUACAAUUCCCAGUGGUUACCACGAAAGUCUCGAUGUAUUUCGUAAAUUACUGCUCAUUAGAUCUUGGAGUCCAGAUAGAACACUUUCACAAGCUAGAAAGUAUAUUGUCGAUUCACUCGGUGCUGAAUAUGGUGAAGGCCGCAUUUUGAAUUUGGAGAUAACAUGGGAGGAGUCUGAACCAAGGACGCCACUAAUUUGUAUCUUGUCUAUUGGAUCCGAUCCAUCAGCUCAAAUCGCAUCCCUUGCAAAAUCUAAAGAUAUUGUUCUUAAGGCCGUUUCAAUGGGACAAGGACAAGAAAUCGUCGCACGUAAAAUGAUUUCGGACUCCAUGAAUGAAGGUGGUUGGGUUUUACUUCAAAAUAUUCAUCUGUCUCUUCCAUUUUGUGUGGAAGCCAUGGAUGCUUUGAUUGAAACUGAACAUAUACAAGAAUCGUUCCGUCUUUGGUUAACUACAGAAGUGCAUACAGAUUUCCCGAUAGGAUUAUUGCAAAUGGCUAUCAAAUUUACGAACGAACCACCACAAGGGAUAAGAGCGAGCAUGAAGAGAACGUACCAAAAUAUAACUCAAGAUACAUUAGAUUAUUCAUCUUUGCCACAGUGGCCACCGUUACUGUACGCCGUCGCAUUUUUACAUACAAUAGUACAAGAGAGAAGAAAAUUUGGGCCGUUAGGUUGGAAUAUUCCGUACGAAUUUAACCAAGCGGAUUACGCUGCAAGUGUACAGUUCAUACAGAAUCACUUGGAUGAAAUCGACCCGAAGAAGGGAAUAUCUUGGCCAACGAUUUGCUACAUGCUAGGUGAAGUGCAAUAUGGUGGUCGGGUGACAGAUGAUUUUGAUAAGCGUUUACUAACUACGUUUACUAACGUUUGGUUUUGUGAUGUUCUCCUACGUCCCGGGUUUGAGUUCUAUAAAGGAUAUAAAGUACCUCAAACGAGAAAUCUUCAGGGGUAUGUGGAUUAUAUCAACCAACUACCAUUGACUGAUACUCCAGAAGUUUUCGGUCUUCAUGGUAAUGCAGAUAUUACCUAUCAAAUUAACAGCGCUAAAGACAUAUUAGAUACCAUUUUAAGCGUACAACCAAAAGAAGGAGGUAGCCAAGGUGGAGAAACUAGAGAAAGUAUAGUUUAUCGCCUAGCAGAUGAUAUGUUAGAAAAACUGCCCAAGCAAUAUAUUACAUUUGAAGUACGAGAAGCUCUCCAAAAAAUGGGUGCUUUUCUACCAAUGAAUAUCUUCUUAAGACAAGAAAUUGAUCGAAUACAGAGAGUUAUUAAGACCGUCUUCACAACUCUUUGUGAUCUUAAAUUGGCAAUUGACGGUACUAUAGUGAUGAGUCAAGGUUUGAGGGAAUCUCUAGAUGCCAUGUACGACGCACGUAUACCAUCACAAUGGUUAAAGGUCUCUUGGGAAUCUGCGACUUUAGGUUUCUGGUACACAGAGCUUUUGGAACGUGAGCAACAGUACCGUAUUUGGCUACGUAACGGAAGGCCUAAUACGUUUUGGAUGACGGGAUUUUUCAAUCCUCAAGGGUUUUUGACAGCUAUGAGACAGGAAGUAACACGUAGCCACAAAGGAUGGGCAUUAGAUUCAGUGGUACUACAAAAUCACAUAACUAAAUUGAAUCGAGAAGAUGUUCAUGAGGGACCAACUGAAGGAGUCUAUGUGUACGGACUAUUCCUUGAAGGAGCAUCUUUGGACCGAAAAACUGGGAAGCUAAUAGAAUCAAAACCGAAAGUUCUAUAUGAGCAAAUGCCAGUCAUCUACAUUUUUGCUAUAAACACAACAGCAGGAAAGGAUCCCAGACUCUAUGAAUGUCCAAUAUAUAGAAAGCCACAAAGGACCGAUGCCAAAUAUGUGGGCUCGAUUGAUUUUGAGACAGACAGCAAUCCUAGACAUUGGACAUUACGAGGGGUGGCAUUAUUGUGUGAUAUAAAAUAA
This is a messenger RNA of Colias croceus (clouded yellow), 13800 nucleotides long. It is a transcript of the gene Dhc1, whose product is annotated as dynein axonemal heavy chain 5. Gene Ontology annotation, biological process: microtubule-based movement. Gene Ontology annotation, cellular component: dynein complex. The record is from RefSeq and is a predicted model, not a curated record. Gene Ontology annotation, molecular function: ATP binding; dynein light intermediate chain binding; minus-end-directed microtubule motor activity. The transcript is spliced from 48 exons. Lineage: Eukaryota; Metazoa; Arthropoda; Insecta; Lepidoptera; Pieridae.